Messenger RNA from Cheilinus undulatus (humphead wrasse), 2028 nucleotides. RefSeq names its product zinc finger protein OZF-like. The record is from RefSeq and is a predicted model, not a curated record. The coding region runs from base 95 to 1561 and encodes 488 amino acids. Lineage: Eukaryota; Metazoa; Chordata; Actinopteri; Labriformes; Labridae. The transcript has 2 exons.
UUUACCGCACACAACCUGCUAGUUGUAGGUGUUGUGGUCCUGUGACUUAAAGGAAAGCUUUCAUUCAUUUACUUUGAACGCUCAAGAACCAACGAUGUUACAGCUGAGGUCUUUCGUUCACCAGCGGCUGUCCUCAGCAGCAGAGGAGAUACUCGGAGAGGUGGAGAAAGUGAUAGCGUUAGCUUUGUACGAAGCUGACGGUCAACGGCUGAAGCUCGAGCCCGAUGUCCAGCAACCAGAGCCGAGCAGUCCACAGCAGAUAUCAGAACCUCCACUGACAACCAGCACUCUGAAUGAAGAGGAGGAGCCACAGGGGGCCUCACCACAGCCACUGACACAAGAAGAGCUAAACUUAAGUGAGGAGGAGGUCCCGGGCCCCUCUCAAACCACUGAAGAAAGACGCUUUGUCCAGAUUGACUUUGGGAUUAGAAUUAAGCAGGAAGAAAGUGCACAUGACAUCCAAACAGAGGAAAUUGUUUAUCCUACUGUUGAAGCAGUAAACAAAGAACAAGAUCUGAUUGUUGAUGAAGUCUAUGCGGAGAUGCAGCCGGUCUCCUCAGACAACUCUGAAGCUGAGAGCAACAAUGAAGGCAGUGAUGAGGAGUGGUCCCAGAAUAGGGGAGCACAGAAUAAUUUAAAGAGACCAAAGCCUGAUGGAAGCUCUUCUCGCAGAGGUCGAAAGGAGCUUCGUGUUUGCCCUGUGUGUGGAAAGGGUUUCAAGUACAUUCCUCCCUUCAUGGAGCACUUGAAAAAACACGAGCUCAAUGAGUCAAUAUCGGAGCUUCUAAAUAAUCUGAAGCGUUGUCACAACAAAACGUAUUGUGAUAUUUGUGGCAAGACCCUUUCAUCAACUUCUGCUCUAAGCCUGCAUUCAAAGAUACAUGCAGGGAUUAAAGACUUUAAAUGCCAACACUGUGAGAAAACCUUUGUUUGUAAAGGAAAUCUGAAGACGCACUUAAAGACACAUUUUAAAAAAGGAUCAUUUCAUUCCAACAACACAACUGUUUGCGGCAUUUGUGGCAAGAAGUUUUCAACUCCUGCUACUCUGAAGUUGCAUUCUAAGAUACAUGCAGAGAUUAAAGACUUUAAAUGCCAAUACUGUGGGAAAUCAUUUUGCCAAAAAGGUAAUCUCAAGUUGCACUUAAAGACCCAUUCAGAAGAGCGAGCGGGUCAUCCUAAUGAGGAAACUGUUUGUGAUAUUUGUGACAAGGAUUUUGCCACUCCCUUUUCUCUGAAGUUGCAUUCUAAGAUACAUACAGGAAUAAAAGACUUCAGAUGCCACCACUGUGGGAAAUUAUUUUGCCGAAAAGGGAACCUUAAGUUGCACCUAAAGACCCAUUUAGAGGAGACAUCAGAUCGUACGAACAAAGCACCUACCUGCGAGAUUUGUGGCAAAGAGCUUGCAUCAACCACUUCUUUAAAAAUGCAUUUAAAAAUACAUGCAGGGAUAAGAGACUUUACGUGCCAAGUUUGUGGGAAAUCGUUCUACCAAAAAGGAAAUCUGAAGUCACACUUGAAGACCCAUUCAAGAGGCAGGUGGUAUCGUUCUCAACAAAACUGAUUGUAAUAUUUGUGGCAAGAUGUUUGCAACCCUCUGUUCUUUAAAGCUGCAUUCAAAGAAGCAUGCAUCGAUUUAGAGACCUUAUAUGUCAACUCUGUGGAUGAUGAUGUUUCCCUAAGGGGAAUCUGAUGUCCCACUAAAAGACCCAUUCAGGGGAGAGACUGUUUUUGUGUGAAAUAUGUGGAAACACCCACAGCCGGAAACAAAACAUUUUAGUUUAGUAAAGUUUAGUUUAGUAAAGUCAAAAAAUAUCCUUUUGGAGAAACUUUCCUCCUGAGAUAUUUGAAGUGAAAAAAAAAAAGUCCCUAUCAGAGAAAGUUCUCAUUUCAUAAUUUUGUCAACACAGUCGAUUACAUUUGGGAACCUUUUCGUCGAGGAAAAAUCUCAUAUUGUUACAUAUCGAUCUUGUAAGGUACUAGAUCAAAAUCAUAUCAAUAGCUUGCAUUUGAUCGUGUAAUUUUCAUCGA